GUUAACUUGACUCAGUUCAGUUCUUGAUUUCUAAUGCUGGGAUGCCGUAUUGAUUCUAUGAUCCUUUGGCAAAGUUGGAAAUCCUUGCCAUGUUUCAACAGUCUAGGAAAGGUGGAUUCUUAAUCUAAUAAAGAGAACAUUAAGGAAGCUGUGGGGUUAAUUUCACUCUGAUGAUGAUAAAACCCUGAUAGUAUUUAAUAUCAGUGCUUCUUCACAAAACUCAGUGUCCAUACAAGUACAAAGUUAAAAACUAGAAUCCUUCCUUCCUUCUUAAAAAGCCUACUGUGACAGCCACCUCAUUUCUUUCUCCCUUAUGUCCCUCGAUGAUUGUUUACGUAUGGAAAUUUUCCCCUGAGAAGGCAUGUGUUUCAAUUUAGAUGUAGUGUCCAUGAUACGAAAUAGGGAAAACUAGUUGAUUCAUUUGGGGAUGAAACUUGUAACUCUUACCCAGUUGGCAUCAUCCUCUAACCUACAGAGUUAAAUGCAAUAGAACAACAACUCUCCAAGCGCUUUUAAACUCUGCCUUCAUUUCACAGUCCAGCUCAUUCUCUUAUUUUGUUGAGAAGCAAUGUGGUAUGACUGGGAUAAGGAAGAAAAAGAAAAGCAUGUUGUCAGUUGAGUGUGACUGCCUCAGAAAUGUUACCAAGUCAGGGUUGGGUGUUUCCUGUCCUUUGCAAGAGAACAGGCCUAAACAGUACCUUCUGCAUCCUGUAGCUACAAGGAAAGCACCAUGAUUGAGAUUAGAGAUGCUUCCUUAGCUGAUUUUUUAAUCAAGUGUAAAUUUAACUUUAAAUACAUAGCAAAGGGAUGGGAGUGGAAAGAUGCUGUAUUUUUACAGGAUCUGUUUCAUGUAAACUUUGUGUCCUGAACAAAAUAUGAACUACCUGAAGAAUGAGAUUGGAAACUCAGUGGGAGAAAAAGUUCUAGAAUCAAAGACUUAUAUUUAAAUUUUGGAUCUAGUUAUUGGAUUUUGUGCACAUUAUUUAAUUUCUUUAUUUCUUAUGUAAAGUGGGGAAACUAUCUUGUAGAAUUAUUCUAAAGAUCAAAUAAAGGCUUUAAAGCAGUUAGUGUCUGGUCUAGGUUAGAUGCUUAAUGAAUGGCAGCUAUAUCAAGAAUAAUAACUUAAUUAUUGAAUACUUCACCAGGCCAAAAAAGAAAAGCACAUGGGGAGCACAGGGAGGGUGAUAAUAAACUAAACUGAUUAUAUGUGCAUAUAAGAUAGAUUACAUUAGGCAGGGGUGUCAUGAGGAUUAGUGUGACAGUGACCUUGUUGCUAAGUGCAAAAGCAAAACAAUGACAUCAAAACAAGCAUGCUAGGCACUGAGUGGAGGAGAGAGAUGGAGGCAGACGCUGCAGGACAAAAAGCUGAUUAAAAAGGGGCCUUUGAUUCCACAGGCACAAAAAUCCACAGCCAGGAAUUUGCUGCCACCUCUGAGUCAGGCAGGGGGUGGGGGUGCACAAUUCCGUUAGUAGAGAAAUGCCCAGUGGAUUUUAGCCUGAGAGUCACAUUUCUCAUUUGGACCGGUAUAGACAGAAACAAACCCAGCUCACUUGUUUCCUGGGACAGUUGAGAUAGGGGAUGGCCUUCGCAGAGCACUCACAGCUGACCCCUCACCACCGGGACCUCUGUAGCCGCUCUAUCUGGCUAGCAAGGAAGAUCCGUUCAGACCUGACUGCUCUUGUGGAAUCUUACGUGAAGCGUCAAGGUCUGAACGAGCACAUGAACCUGGACUCUGUGGGCGGUGUGCCAAUGGCAAGCACUGAUCGAUGGAGUGAGCUGACUGAGGCAGAGCGACUCCAAGAGAACCUCCAAGCUUAUCGCACCUUCCAUGUUAUGCUGGCCAGGCUGUUAGAAGACCAACGGGUACAUUUUUCUCCGGCUGAAGAUGACUUCCAUCAAGCGAUACAUACCAUUCUCCUCCAAGUCGCUGCCUUUGCUUAUCAGCUGGAGGAAUUAAUGGUACUCCUGGAGCACAAGAUCCCCUCCAGUGAGGCCGACAGGAUGCCCCUUAUUGUUGGAGGUGGUGGUCUGUUUGAGAAGAAGCUGUGGGGCCUGAAGGUGUUGCAGGAGCUUUCACAGUGGACAGUGAGGUCCAUCCAUGACCUUCGAGUCAUUUCGUCUCGUCAAACUGGGAUCCCAGCACAUGGGAGCCAUUAUACUGCUAAGGACAAGAAACUGUAGCAGUUACCCUCUUCUCUCUCUCUCUUACUUGCUUUUUCUUCUAGAGGAAUAUACAUAGUUCUCUGAGGCCUCACUUUCCUAUUCUUAUUUUUGAAAACCUUUAAGACCACAGGCAUUUUCAUCAACUAGGUUUGGAGACGCGGACAAAUGGGCAUACGGGUUCAAUCUGGGGGUGUGUGUGUGUGUGUUGGGACCAUAAGGGACUGGGGGCAGGGACACCAUCCUUCCACCUCCGUGCUCUAAUCUUUCCUACCCACUAAAUAACCUUUACAGGCAUUUAACAGCCUCACAGGAUAAAUAUAUUUUUAACUCUAGUUCCAGAUGACUCUUCUGAGAAGGCUGAAAUAGUGAAUUAAAAAUCAUGGACUCUGGCCAACUCAAAGUCUUGGAUAAUAAAAAUAGUAACUAACAUUUAUUGAGUAUCUACUAUAUAGAAGCAGCAUGCCAGGGUCUUUCUGUAUGUCAUGAUUUUCACAACAACCCUGCUGAGAGAGAGGUGGUGUUCUUUCCAUCCGGCAGCUGAGAAAGCAGGCUCGCUAGCAAAUGGCACAGUGAGUUUGAACCCAGAGCUUUCUCAUUCCAAAGCCUGUGCGCCCUUCACUUUAAAGGCCUGAUUAUGAACCUCUAUCACCGCACCACUUUGCUACAGAGCACUGGAAAAGGUAUCCAUGUAAAUCUAUCCCCAGCACUGAAAAAGCAACCCCUAACUAUGUCCUGAUAGCGUUAAAGGCAGUACUUGUUGUCCAUACUUGGCAAAGAGGAGAGCAAGAUGUUAAGAUGAGUCCACCAAACUUCGGAACUUUGGAAGCUGCGGGUGUGCAGUCAUGCAGCUUGCUUUCAAGUAGCCACUAAUGCUCUUGAGUUUGGGGUUGGACACAGCUUAGACCAGGUUCCCUCACAUUUAUUGUCAUCAGCAGUGCAGUGACACAGGCACUGUAAACCGGGCUUUCACAGGCAAUAGGUAGAAUCCUGCUCAGGUUAAAAAGUCACAGAACUCCUUCACCACACAUUCUCUGGACUUAGUCAUGAGGAGAGGGCGAGGCCCACUCUGUUCCCAGUGGGAAUGCCAGCGAUUCUGAAACAAUGUAUAGCAAAGCCUCCAUACUUCAUAACAAAGGGCAUGGCUCCGCCUUUAAUGUUUUUCAGGGAAACAGUAUGAAAAGUACAUCGAGGAGUGAAUGCUGUGGGCGUUAAUGUAAAAGGUCACUUGCAGUCAGGCCUGUGAACUAGUGGCGCAAACGGGAAUCCAGAAGUUCCCAGGGGUAUCAUUUAUUUCACACUACCAAUUAAUUCAAACUCAAGAUCUUGGAUUGGGGGCCCCAAUCAGUUUAGUUUUCUUAUCUGAGGAUUUUAUAUUCUUAAAAGGACCGUGAGUUGGAGAGGGCUUAGCUUCCAUAGCUUGUGUCCCACAUGGGUUUUUGUGCAGGACUCCAUGCAGUCAAUAUUAGGAGAGAGCUCUGGGCCAGGUGCGGUGGCAACACAGGGGAGGUCAGGCCCUGCUCUCCAGGAUGCAUCUUGUGGAAACAGGGUUGUAGGCAUACAGGAGAUCAAUACGAGAUGGGAACUGUAAGACGGGUUUAAGCCGUGUGGAGUUGAGGGAGAUCACUGAGGGCCAGAAAUCGCUUCCUGGAGGAGGGAGGAGUUAGCUGUAUCUCAGAGGUUGGCAAAGUACCAAAUAAAGAGAAAAAUCACCAGGGGAGAAAUAGAGAAGAGGUGCCUGGUCAGAAGAAAAUGAGGCAAUAAUAAACAUUUGGGUCCAGCUACCACUAAAAGUUUAUUUUGUUUGUAAUUUUGGUAAUGAUAUAUCAUUUUGCAGUGAAUGCAUAGAGGCUUAUUUCAUUCGAGCUUUUCCUUGUUUAAAUUGUUUCUUAAGCACUAUUUUGGUUGGUAAAAUACUUGCUUAUUAAUGUGACAUGCUUAGAUUUAUCAGUAUAAUACAUACUUUAGACUCUGUUUCAUGAAGAAAGGUCUGUGUAAAACUCCUUAACGGGGAAUAACUGAUUACAAACCUGCUGCAUCUGAAAGGACUGACCCCUCUCUAAGUGUUGUGUUUUUAUAUUGAGCAGAUGUGGCAGGGUAGACACAUCUGUAGAGGUUUCAGACGAUGUCAGUGGAGCAUGGCUUAAGGUCUGCUGAGUCACAUAAGAAGGAAUGUGUAUGUACUGGAGGCACAUUUAAAGUGGCAGAGGGUUCAGAAAUGGUAUAAGUAGCUGCUGAAUGGGAAGAAGUAGAAAGUUUAGGCCACAAAAGUAGCAAGUUUUCUGAGGACAUUCCCAGCACUGUGCUAGGAGCUGUGUGUCGGUUUCUCCUUCAAGAAACUUGCAACAUGCCUCAUGAGAAAUGUGGGCAAACUUGUUAGAAAAGGGUAAAGGGGAAAUGAGCACUUAGCCGUGAUAGCAAAGACGUAAGCGUGUGGCUCUGAGUAUGUAGACAUUUGCAUCACGCUAAUUUGAAAUGGAUGAAACAGACAAUAAGGGACUGACAAUAGGUCGUAUACAUGUAAGUAUAUAUUAACAAGCUCUUAAAAGGCAUAAAUUUAGUUCCCAGCCCCUAACUCUUAUUUUGUAAAGGGGAUUCCUUCCACCCCCACUGCCUCCAGAAAAGUCCUCUCUAGGAGGAGAGAUUAGGUUUUCUGAGUCUGUCAAGGAAUUACAUGAAUGAGAGUUGAUACAUUCUUCACGCAUUGAUUUAUGAGGAUAAUUUGGAAAAGACUUGCAAAUUAGCACAAAUUGAAAGUCCAAGCAUGGAAUAAAAUUGACUUUAAGACAAUCAGGUUUGAGGGAAGUGAGAGUUUUAAUAAAAAAGGAAAGUGUAAGGUCAUAGUCCUGGAAUUGCUGUUAUUUCAGGCUUCUGUGGAUUAAAGCCCAAUGGAUGACUCACUGUUGUGACCGCUGGUCACAGAGGGAGAGGACAAGUAAAUAUUUCGGGGAGACGUAUCUGAAAAGUUGUUUGGAAUGACAUAUUUGUUAAUCCUCAGCUCCUCAUGAAGUAGCUGAGCACCUUCUCCUUCUGUCGAGCAAAAUACAAAUGCAGGAAGCAGAGGGGCCUCCACAGGAUGAGAAAGGGAUUGGAGAAGAGGAAAAGGGGAAAAAAAAUUGAAUUGAUGUAUCUGUGUGUGUGUGCAUGUGUUACCAACAAUGUUUAGGUCAGGGCAUUUGAAAAGGAUGGUUUGGCCUGCUUCAUCCUACCUCAGCUUCAAGCAUCAGACCCAAGAAUGAACCUUCUGAAUGUUGGUACAUUUAAAAAGUGAAAAUGAUAAAAAUUUCAUCGUUUCAUUCAAAAGCUUCUAUAGAGCUCUAAGGUCUACAGAUAAAAACAGUACAAAUCUAAUUCGAUCUUUUGAUGAAAUAUAUGUCGGGUGUGAGAUAAGAAAAUCCACGUGCAUGUAAUUCUUAAAAUAUACUACUUUGAUCAGUCUAUUUUUGGCAGAGAGAUGCACGAGUGAAAGAAUAAGGGAUUCAGUAGUGGCUAACAAUAAAGAU
Molecule: messenger RNA, 5664 nt
Organism: Hippopotamus amphibius kiboko
Lineage: Eukaryota; Metazoa; Chordata; Mammalia; Artiodactyla; Hippopotamidae
Gene: CNTF
Product: ciliary neurotrophic factor
Exons: 2
Coding region: 1580-2182 (200 amino acids)
Biological process (GO): ciliary neurotrophic factor-mediated signaling pathway; astrocyte activation; negative regulation of neuron apoptotic process
Cellular component (GO): axon
Molecular function (GO): cytokine activity; ciliary neurotrophic factor receptor binding; growth factor activity
Source: RefSeq, a predicted model, not a curated record